AUGUCGUAUGUGCCUCCGCACCUCCGAAAUAACGGCUCCGCCGCCGUCGCCACCGCCAGAACCCCCUCCGUAACCCUAGACAACAACAACAACAACCACCAUCACCACCAUAACAAUCACCACAAGCUCGCAUUCACCUCCAACAACAACAACACCAACGCCAAUUGCUCUCCCUCGCUCCCCACCUUCCACAAUGCCUCUCGCCGGAGCUCCGCCGCACCUCCGUCCCCGAGGAUUUUCGCCACCCCUGACCCCGUCUUCCCGCAAUGGCAACCCUCUGAACGCGCUUCGCGCAUGACUCCGGAGCAGAUUGAAGAGGUCCGUUCUCGGCUUAAUCUUGACGUUACUGUUGCAUCUGAUUCUCCUCCUGCACCUGCACCAAUAGAGUCGUUUACUGAUAUGUGUUUGGACUCAAGUAUCAUGAAGGAUAUUGCUUACCAUGAAUACACCAGGCCAACUUCGAUCCAGGCACAAGCCAUGCCAAUUGCUCUCAGUGGAAGGGAUCUAUUAGGUUGUGCUGAAACUGGUAGUGGAAAGACUGCAGCUUUCACAAUUCCUAUGAUACAGCAUUGCUUAGCCCAACCUUCAAUUCGGCGCAAUGAUGGUCCUCUGGCAUUAGUUUUGGCUCCUACCAGAGAACUUGCUCAACAAAUAGAAAAAGAGGUUAAAGCUUUUAGCAGAUCCCUUGAGUCAUUAAAAACUGCUAUUGUUGUGGGUGGAACUAACAUUGAGAAGCAGAGGGCGGAACUUAGAGCUGGGGUUGAAAUAGCAGUUGCCACGCCUGGAAGAUUCAUUGAUCACUUGCAACAAGGCAACACUUCCCUCUCUAGAAUUUCUUUUGUUGUUCUAGACGAAGCAGAUAGAAUGCUGGAUAUGGGGUUUGAACCACAGAUAAGAGAGGUAAUGAGAAGUCUUCCAGAGAAGCAUCAAACAUUGCUUUUUAGUGCGACAAUGCCUGUGGAGAUUGAAGCAUUAGCAAAGGAGUACUUGGCUAGCCCAGUGCAAGUGAAGGUGGGGAAAGUGAGUAGCCCAACAACUAAUGUUUCGCAAACGCUUGUGAAAAUUUCUGAAAACGAGAAGAUUGACCGACUUCUAGACUUACUUGUAGAGGAUGCAUCACAGGCUGAAAAAUGUGGUCAUCCAUUUCCAUUAACAAUUGUGUUUGUUGAGAGGAAGACAAGGUGCGAUGAAGUUGCUGAAGCAUUGGUAGCUCAAGGAUUAUCUGCAGUUUCUCUUCAUGGUGGUCGCAGUCAGAGUGAAAGAGAGGCUGCCUUGCAUGAUUUUCGUAGUGGCUCUACCAACAUUUUGGUUGCCACUGAUGUUGCAUCCCGUGGCUUGGAUGUCACUGGAGUGUCCCAUGUCAUCAAUCUAGAUCUUCCCAAGACCAUGGAAGAUUAUGUACACCGGAUUGGAAGGACCGGGCGUGCAGGAUCAACUGGCUUAGCUACUUCAUUUUACACUGAUCGUGACAUGUUCCUUGUUGCAAAUAUAAGGAAGGCAAUAGCUGACGCCGAAUCUGGGAACACGCUGACAUUUGCAACCGGAAAGGUUGCUAGACGGAAGGAGAAAGAAGCAGCAGCUGCACAAAAAGAGGCAAAUAUUGCUUUAUCCAAACAGUUAGGAUUGGGAGCUGCUUCAAUUAACAUCGAAGAUAAAUAUAAAUUCAUGAUUACUGCCGCAAACAUUAAAAGAGAGGGCGCAGCAGAUAGUGCCUGGGACGAUUAAUGUGUUGUCUGGUGCUUCCCAUAUUUGAUUGAUGACACCUGAUAAAGCCCUUAAGUGCUGGUGCAUUAUUGAUAUGAUACGCUCUUCAGACCAAGUGCAUUUAUAGGCCUGUUGCUUCUAAGAUGACGGUGAUGGAGAAGUUUCUAGUUAACAUUCCAAGUCUACGCUACGUGUUGUUUGGCAUCGUUGUGGUAGGUAGCUAGCACACUAGUCACAAGUAGCUUGCUAGACUAUUAGGUGGUUUGUAGAGUAGUCAUAUAGGUAGUGCAUCUUUUGUAAUCGUAGAAAUAUUCAAGUUUUUUUUCUUUCUUUUUUAAUUGUUUUGCGUCAAAAAAAUAUUCCUCUAUUCGCAUAGAUAUUUCAUCAUCAUCAUGAAAUGUAUAUAUACCCUGCUUGCUGCAUUUCGCAACUA
Molecule: messenger RNA, 2137 nt
Organism: Vigna unguiculata (cowpea)
Lineage: Eukaryota; Viridiplantae; Streptophyta; Magnoliopsida; Fabales; Fabaceae
Product: DEAD-box ATP-dependent RNA helicase 20-like
Molecular function (GO): ATP binding; RNA helicase activity; nucleic acid binding
Source: RefSeq, a predicted model, not a curated record